AGACCGAGUGCAGCGAUGACGUGGGCAGUGCAAACUUGGCAAGUAAGUGGACUGGUGUGUUUGGGAUGUCGAAGUUGUUCUGGGCGGUAUGGUUGAGUCCGUUGCGAUUGCAGUGGGCGAAGAAGAAGGCGAUGGGGCGGUGCAGUUGCUAGUACGAUGAGUUGUUUCCGUUUGAGUCAUUGACGUGGGCUACGAGGGAGGCUGGGCUAGUGGAGACUGCGGCUUCGUCGGGACAGGAGUCGAUGAGGAGCACAGGAAUUAGUGAGCGGGUCAUGCGCGAGAUGGUGCAGGCGAGCACGAGGAUGGACUAUGGCAAUAAUCUAGGCUCGAUACAUGGGUUGGGGACCAUGGUCAUUAUUGUUGGAUGGUAAAUCGAUCAGUUCAAAAAGGAUUGCGACGGAUGGCGCGAGGCAUGUAAGAAGCGGCAACUGGCAGAACUUUGAUAACACGGCCGCCAGGGCUGGCACAGAUCUCAAAGUCGACACGACGGUGACGGGUAUCGAGCUGCUUAUGACUGAGGAGAAGCAUAUGCGUUACAAAAGCUCUCCCUCAGACUUGGGCUCGGACGCUACUCUCUCUGCACAGUUCGACACGGUCAUCUUUACCACUCCCUACAACCAGUCAUCAAUCGCAUUCACCCCUCGGCUCCACGUCCAACCGAAGAGAAUCGACUACGUGAUCCAGCACAUCACGCUUUUGGCAAGCCCACACCGCCCAUGUCCCAACUUCUUCAACCUAAGCGACCCCACCAACGUCCCCGACAGCAUCCUCACCACCACGCCCGCCGGCUACGACCUCACUAGCGGGGCUCCGAAGCGCUGGACCCUAACACCAAGUUUUAGCCCCUCUCAACACUUAGAAAAUUGAGCGUACGCAAUGGAACCACAGGCACUGACGAGCGCAUGUUCC
Paraphaeosphaeria sporulosa is the source of this 909-nucleotide messenger RNA. RefSeq lists its product as uncharacterized. Lineage: Eukaryota; Fungi; Ascomycota; Dothideomycetes; Pleosporales; Didymosphaeriaceae. Gene Ontology annotation, molecular function: oxidoreductase activity, acting on a sulfur group of donors, oxygen as acceptor. Gene Ontology annotation, biological process: prenylcysteine catabolic process. The record is from RefSeq and is a predicted model, not a curated record. The transcript has a single exon. Bases 334 to 867 code for a protein of 177 amino acids.